Messenger RNA from Acanthocheilonema viteae, 531 nucleotides. Lineage: Eukaryota; Metazoa; Nematoda; Chromadorea; Rhabditida; Onchocercidae. The record is from the annotation of a GenBank genome assembly.
AUGUGUACGCUGGUUGGCUUAAACAAACUUCUACAAUCUACUGAGAAGGAGAUUUAUUUAGUUGAAAGCAAUGUUUCUUUAGUAUCUCUACAAUUGACUUUGUUUCGAACACACAGUAUUUGUGAAGAAUUCAAAGAGGCAUUUUCGUUGUUUGAUAAAGAUGGCGAUGGCACAAUUACAACAAAAGAAUUGGGUACGGUUAUGCGAUCUCUAGGCCAGAACCCCACUGAAGCCGAAUUACAGGAUAUGAUCAAUGAAGUUGAUGCUGAUGGUAAUGGAACGAUUGAUUUCCCGGAAUUCCUCACCAUGAUGGCACGGAAAAUGAAGGAUACAGAUAGCGAAGAAGAGAUUCGUGAAGCCUUCCGAGUAUUCGACAAGGAUGGUAACGGUUUCAUAUCUGCAGCCGAACUGCGUCACGUUAUGACCAAUCUUGGCGAAAAACUGACCGAUGAAGAGGUGGAUGAAAUGAUUAGGGAAGCUGAUAUUGAUGGGGAUGGUCAGGUCAAUUACGAAGGUGAACAGUGUUAUUGA